UCUGAUCAUAAUUUAUUUAUUUUCUUAAAUUUAUUAGUGUUAAUUCUCAAAAAUAAUUUAUUAGGGAAAUUAUGAUCAAUUUAGAGCUAGAAUAAAUUUAGUUUUCAUUAAAUUUUUUUACUAUCUUUUUACCAAGAAAAAAAGAAGGUAUUUUGAAGUAUGGAAGAAGCAAAUGAUCCAAUAUUAUCUUCGGCCCCAGAUAGUGAAAGUUCAUUAUGUCCAACUGAGGAUGAUGAUGAAGACCUAAAUAAUAUUCAUUUGGGUCCUAAAUGCAGUAUUAGACAACACCUCGAAAAAGAUAAGGAUGAUGAGAGUUUAAGGAAGUGGAAAGAGCAACUUCUUGGCAAUGUUGAUUUUGAAUCAGGAGAAGAAACUCUUGAACCAGAAGUGAAGAUAUUAAGUUUAACAAUUGUGUCUCCUGGUAGAGAGGAAAUUGUGCUUCCAUUGCCAGAAUCUGGAGAUCCAAAAGGCUUAUGGUUCACUUUGAAGGAAGAUAGCCCUUACAGUCUUCGCUUUUGCUUUCAAGUUAGUAACAACAUUGUUUCUGGUCUUAGGUACAUCAAUACCGUUUGGAAAACUGGCCUCAAAGUUGAUAGUACCAAAGAAAUGAUAGGAACAUUUAGCCCUCAAGGAGAACCUUACACACAUGAGAUGCCUGAGGAAACAACACCUUCAGGAUUUUUUGCAAGAGGCUCUUACAGUGCUAAGUCCAAGUUUCUUGAUGAUGACAACAAAUGUUAUUUGGAGAUCAAUUACACAUUCGACAUUCAGAAAGAGUGGCCAUCUACUACCUAAUUAAAAGCUCAUUAGUUAUUUCAAUCCUGUACUUUGCAAUUUUGAAAGAUAAAAUUGAUAUUUGCGAUAAUUAAUAUUUGAGAUAGGGGCAUAUUUUCCUAUUUAAUAAAUAUUAUGUCUUUGAAAUUUUGAUUUUUGCAAUACUAGCUAAUGAUCUUUGUUAA
This is a messenger RNA of Amaranthus tricolor (Joseph's coat), 959 nucleotides long. Its product is annotated as rho GDP-dissociation inhibitor 1-like. The transcript is spliced from 5 exons. NCBI's taxonomy places the organism in Eukaryota, Viridiplantae, Streptophyta, Magnoliopsida, Caryophyllales, Amaranthaceae. Gene Ontology annotation, biological process: Rho protein signal transduction. Gene Ontology annotation, molecular function: Rho GDP-dissociation inhibitor activity; protein binding. The record is from RefSeq and is a predicted model, not a curated record. Bases 160 to 795 code for a protein of 211 amino acids. Gene Ontology annotation, cellular component: cytoplasm; membrane; cytosol.